AUGGCGCAAACAAUAUCGCCAGCCGACCAAGGCGCGGAGAGCUGGAAUCCAGCGCUCCGUCCGGAUUCGAGUACUCAUAACUCCGAGCCGGUCGCAUCUACCGAUGCCUUGUCGGAUCUCCUGGCCGCAGAUAACGCCAAACAACCUCCCGCUUCCGAUCUCAAGUCCCCUCUCAGCGACGACAGUUUUUCCGCAUGGGACAUGCCCAUCGAUAUCAACCAAAUGCCGUCGAUCGAUACCGCCGUCAAAUCCACGCCACAGAAUGCGCCGGCAACUUUGGAUACAACUGGUGUGGAUAAUAACCCGGAAGUGAAUGGCACCACCGACGCGGUCCCCGUUGAGGCGUCAAGAUCAGAUGAGCCCCAGGACCCUUUUGCGCAAGGUGCUGAGUCUUCUCAACCUCAGCCGGAUCAACCAGCAGCUCCUUUGGUUGAAGCUGCUCUCACCAUCGAUCCCAACGAGGCUAUUCCAGCCUCGACCCCCAAUAAUACUGAACCCGAGCAGUCCCAAUCACUGCCCGAUGAGCCUUCCGUCUUUCUUUCCCAGGUUAGCGAAUCGAGAGAUGCUGUUGAGCCAACCGCAAAUGCCGAACCCCCUACCGAGCCCGAGCCUUCGUCAAUCGAUCCUAGCCCCGUGCAGCCGCAAGUUGAUGAGCCGAGCGUUCCCGUCGCGCUGGCCUCUGAUCCUGUGGAGCCAAUAGCCACGGUCACAGAAAUCCCCGCCGAGCUCGAGCUCCCCACUGCCAACGAAGAGCCCGUUGAACAGCUUGUCCAGACCGAAUCGACGACCGUGGAAUCGGUCUUCAACACCGACUCCCAAGAAGACCCCGCGGCCUCGUUUUUUGACGAUAUCGAAGGCGUCCAAAACCAAGCAGAUCAAACCCCCGGACCGUGGGACACCCUGGACGAUAAGGAUACAGGUGCGCAGCCAGUUGUUGAGACAAUCGCUCAAGAGGUUGAGAGUGCUCCAUUGGCAGUGGAAGCAACGUUGGAAGAAGAGCCCACAGAUGACGACGCUUGGGGGCAUAAUGCUCCUAUCGACGUGGAUUCUGACGGGGAUGACUUCUUUAACCAGCUGAAGACUCAAACAAAGCCUAUAUUUGGACCUCCGGAGACGGAGUCAAGAUACGAGGAGGGUGUUCCCUUACUUGAUGAACCCUAUUCUCCAAUCUCUCCGGUGCAGGAGAAGACACAGGACGCGCCGCAGCAAACUUCCAUCGACAACUUGUUUGAUAGAGAAGAUGAAGACGCGGAAGGAUUCUUCAGUUCCGCGCAGAAGCCAGAGCCCAGUGCUCCGCGUUCGCUCCACAUCACACGCAAAAGCACUUCGCAAGUGAUGGAUUCGUCCAUCGGAUUCCACAUCGACUCUCCGACCAGUGACAUUUCAGCCGCCGCACAGCUUGAUAGUGUUCUCAAUGCUGCAUCGUCUGAUUCUCCUGCGCUGAAUUUCCAAACGGCAGGUGGAGAGCCAUCUGAGGAGGAUCUUGCCGCACGUUGGGAAGCUGAACUUAGUGAUAUGGGAGAGGAUGACAUAGCGGCACGUUGGGAAGCCGCCCUCAGUGAUGAUGAUGAAGAUAUGUUACUAGGAGAUGAUGCACAACCAUCUACCAGACAGCAAACUGCUCCACAGGCUGCGGUUGCUUCCCUAACCAACGCUGGACCGACUGCCUUGAACAGUCCCUUCCAGACGCCACAGAGUCAAGCUCAACCCCGGCCAAUCCCCGGUGUAUACACCCCACACCAGCCGACCACGGGCGACCUGCUGUCCGGACUGCCUCUCCCAGGAGCCCCUCCUCAGACAAACCCUUACUUUUCCCAGCAGCCUGCGAACCCCGUUGCAACACGAGGAGAAAGUUAUGCCGAGCAAUCGAAGCAAGGCUACAAGUCUCCCUAUGAUCUCCCUGAUGACUUGUCCCGUCCUCGACGGCCAGUCGCUACUCAUAAGCCUGUUCCUCCGAAGGUGGAGAAUAUGCCGCCGCCCUCGAGCAUGGGUGUGCAACAACAUGUAGCGCCUCCCUCGAUGCCGCAUGCACCGUCAGUCAUGGCUCCUCCUCCUACUGCACCGGCUGCUCCCCCGCCAGCACCAAAGAAUUUCUACGAAGAGCUUCCAUUACCUACCCCCAGAUCUCGCCCUGCUAGCUCUGGCCGGUAUACUCCCGGUCCCAUGGCAGCUGGUCCUGGACCGACUGUUCAACCCCCCCAUGCCACCCCCCCCCAAAAUGCAAAUUUGAUGGCUCCACCUCCUGUCUCUGCGGCCAAUAUACCUGCUGCACAGUCCUCCCUGCAGCUUCCGGAACCGAUGGACCCGUACUCAUCUACUUUGGCCUCAAGUGCGCCAGCUGGUCCUAGUGCCGCCUCCAGAUAUUCGCCGAAGCCUCCAGGUCUUCACCCUUCCGCGAAGCCGCCUUCGCUUCCAAGAUACUCACCAGCGCCUCCGCCUUCAGCGUCUGCUGGGCGCGGCCGCUACGCAUCUCAACCAUUAUCUGUUCCUGGACAGCAGACAUCUCUACCAUUCCAGCCUCGUACAUCAAGUCCCUUGGCUUAUCACGAAAAGGUGUCGUAUCAACCUGAGGUGGCGCAACAACCUCAUAUGCCAGCUCCAUCGCUUCAGCCAUCGGUCGACCUGUCCCCCCUCUCAUUCAACGAGCAGACGAAUGCCUUUGCCCCGGAGACUGCUAGCCCGCCAGUGGCUUCGCAGCAGGCUCCUCCAACGAACCGCUAUGCGCCAGCGGAGUAUCUUAAUGAGUUUGCCAAUCGUGUUGCGCCUAGCCCUACCCAAUCCCAGGCUCCUCCGCUUCCGAGCCCUACUUAUGCACCGGCUGUUUCGGCCCCUGCAGCAGCCGGAUCGACAUCACCCCAAGCGGUUGAUUCGCAAUUUGCUGCUCCCCUGAGGUCUCAAACACAGUCGCCUGGUCAGCAGUUGACCAGCCCCCGCUCAUACCUGCCACCCAUAGAGCCUCCUCUUCCACGCCCUGCCUCGGUUCAUGGGUCCUCAUCGCCGACUAAGACGACAAACCCCUACGCACCCGCACAGCCAUCUAUGGCGAGCCGGGCUCGUGCGAUGUCGCAGCACCUUGCGUUCAUCACACCUGUAGAUGGACAGGAGCAAGAUACCCUUCAGCGGUGGAAGGGAGCUCCGAUUUUCAAGUUUGGAUUCGGUGGAGCAGUUGUUUCAUGUUUCCCGAAACACAUCCCACGCUAUUCUGCUGGCCAAACCGCACCGAUGAUUAAGCCUAGCCCGGGUGAACCCAAGUUUUCUCAACUGAAUUACUGGUUGCCUCCUACAGAGACUAUUGUUCAACAUCCUGGUCCUCUCAAGACCAAGGCCAAGAAGAAGGAUUUGCUGGCUUGGAUCUCAAGCAAAGUCGCGGCUUUCGAGAAUGAGGUCUCCCCUGACUUUGACCACUCCGAUCCCGAUGCACGGAAGCGCCGCGAUGAGAAGAUUUUGCUAUGGAAGGUCGCCAAAAUUUUGGUGGAGAACGAUGGAGUCCUAGAAGGAUCGCCUGCAAUUGAACAGUCCCUUCGGCAGGCUGUCUUCCCCAACCUGCAGAACCAGACUUCGGAUAACUCGUAUGGAGGUACCUUUGCAAAUUCAGGUAGCCUAAGAACCCUCAACAACCCCCCACAAUCAGAUGCUGUCGAUCCUCGCUGGAUGGAAGAUUUGCGCAAUGAUUUGUUCUUGGGUGAGCGUGAGAAGGCCGUCUGGGGCGCCGUUGAUCGUCGUUUAUGGGGACACGCCAUGAUUGUCGCAUCAACCAUGGAUAAGUCGGUGUGGAAACAGGUCGUGCAAGAGUUCGUUCGACGUGAAAUCAAGUCAACGACAUCGAAUUCGGAGUCGCUGUCAGCUCUCUACGAGAUUUUUGCUGGAAACGUGGAAGAGAGCAUCGAUGAACUGGUUCCCCCGUCUGCGCGGGCUGGCCACCUUUUGAUCAGUAAGGCUGAUGGACAAGGAGCUUCCAAGAACGCGCUUGAUGGUCUGGACAGCUGGAGAGACACCCUUGGACUCGUUCUCAGCAACCGCAGCCCCGAGGAUCACCAGGCAUUGCUCGCACUUGGGCGUUUGCUCGCAUCCUAUGGUCGCAUUGAAGCUGCGCACAUUUGCUUCCUGUUCUCUCGAUGUGCUGUGUUCGGCGGUGCCGAUGAUCCCCAGGCCAACGUUGUGCUCCUAGGCGCGGAUCACCAGCGUCAUCCUUGCACUCUGCUUGAUGAAGAUUCAUUCCUCCUGACUGAGAUCUACGAGUACGCUACAUCUGUUCUUGCAAGCUCCCCGAUAGCAAAUAUGCCGCACCUCCUGUCAUUCAAGCUGCUGCAUGCUAAGCAACUUGCCGACCGAGGUCGCAAAUCGGAGGCACAGAAUUACUGUGAUGGGGUCGCGGCAUCUCUAAAAGCCACGACUCGACCUUCGCCAUACCACCACCAAUAUUUGUUUAUUGAGGUGGACGAGCUUUCUGCACGUCUCCGUCAAACAACCACCGACGGCAGCUCGUCCUGGAUCUCCAAGCCAAGUAUGGAGAAGGUUUCCGGGUCCGUGUGGGCUCGCUUCAAUAGUUUCGUUGCUGGCGAGGAGAAUGAUGCGGCAGCAGCCGGUUCUGGCAAGGCUGGGGAAGUCCCAGACGUUGGCCCCUUUGCUAACAUCGCUGGAACGCCAACUGUCAGCCGGUCUCCCUCCGUGUCGGAUAUCUAUGGAUCAUACCCCGGCACAGGAGCCCAGCCAAUCCCCGCUGGUGGACCCUCGCGGUACAUGCCUUCAUCAAACCCGUACGCGCCCAAUGGAUCCCCUGAGCAGCCCCGUGGAAGAUCUUCCAUGGAUUCCCAGCGCUCGGCUUCGUAUGGAGGAAUCUCCUACGGUCAACGUCGGAGUUCACAGGAGAUCUCAUCUCCUUCAGCCGAUGCUCAAACUUUUGCUGGGGCGAUUUACGGAUCUCCCGGUGCUGUUACUGGUUACCAGCCUACUCCUCCCCAAUCGUCUUACAUGCCACUUGCCCCGGUUGAGGAAACAUCGGCCACCCAAUCUCCCGCAGACCCGGCACCACCUCCUCAAUCGGCCCUCAACGGGCUCUUCUACCAGCCCCAAGGGCAGGAACCAGCAAACCAGUCCCCCUACUACCAAGGCCCUCCUGGAAUGCCGCAGUCGGAAAGCAAUGGGUACAUGCCCCCCGCGACCAGCUCUAAUGCUUACGAGCCACCUUCCUAUGCUCCUGUCAUGAGCUCUGCGCCGGAAGAGACCCAGGACUCUGCCGAAGCAGAGGCCCCUAAACCCAAAAAGUCCUUUAUGGAUGAUGAAGAUGACGGGGACUUGGCUGCUCAAGCCGCUGCUCUCAAGAAGGCCGAGAACGACCGGAAGGCGGACGAAGCUUUCAGAAAGGCUGCCGAAGAAGAUGCCAAGAAAGAUCAACAAGGCCCCAAGAAGGGGUGGUUUGGUGGAUGGUUCGGAGGUGCCAAGAAGGAAGCCGAACAGUCAGGCAGCGGCGGCGGCGGCGGCCCUAUCAGGGCCAAGCUCGGCGAGGAUAGUUCAUUUUACUACGACAAGGACUUGAAGAAGUGGGUGAACAAGAAGGACCCCGGCAGCGCGGAACCCGUUCGUGCCACGCCGCCUCCUCCCCGUGGCUCUGCUCCUCCCAGUCGCAAUGCCAGCUCCGGCAGCAUGCCACCGCCCCCAAUGCCUCCGAUGCCUUUUGCAUCGGGAAGCCGUCCAACAUCUUCAUCUAGUGAUAUGCCGCCUUCACUUUCAUCUAGCCCGGCUUUCUCUAGCCUUGGUGUCCCCCCACCAAUGGGUCCCUAUGGCAGCCUGCCGCGGUCCGUCUCUACAGGUGGUGCCCAUCCAACCCCACCUGGCAGUUCCUCCGGACCGCCUCCUCGUCCGUCAUCCUCUUUGACGCAUGCCAGCUCUAUUGACGACCUCCUGGGUGCACCGCAAGCACGCAAGGGUAACACUGUAAAGGGCAAGAAGAAGGGCCGCUACGUCGACGUGAUGGCCCAAUAA
Molecule: messenger RNA, 5982 nt
Organism: Penicillium manginii
Lineage: Eukaryota; Fungi; Ascomycota; Eurotiomycetes; Eurotiales; Aspergillaceae
Gene: sec16
Product: COPII coat assembly protein SEC16
Exons: 3
Coding region: 1-5982 (1993 amino acids)
Biological process (GO): Golgi organization; COPII vesicle coat assembly; autophagy
Cellular component (GO): endoplasmic reticulum exit site; ER to Golgi transport vesicle membrane
Source: RefSeq, a predicted model, not a curated record